Lotus japonicus is the source of this 2354-nucleotide messenger RNA. RefSeq names its product transmembrane 9 superfamily member 11. Lineage: Eukaryota; Viridiplantae; Streptophyta; Magnoliopsida; Fabales; Fabaceae. Gene Ontology annotation, biological process: protein localization to membrane. The transcript has 2 exons. The record is from RefSeq and is a predicted model, not a curated record. Gene Ontology annotation, cellular component: membrane. Bases 186 to 2159 code for a protein of 657 amino acids.
UAUAUAUACGUGCAAUCCCCUUCUUCAACGCCUUCGUUACACCGUUUCCGUUCUUCUUCUUCUUCUUCUUCUCUGCAAAUUCCAGAUUUCAGAGCUCGAAGAUCUCGUUCUGUACCCUCAAACUCCUCAAUCCCCUCGCAGAUCUCCUGUCUCUGCCCUGAGAUCUGGCGCAAAAUUCUCCAAAAAUGGAGUCUUUUCAUGGAUUCAUGAUGUGGGUCUUGGCUUUUUGUUUGGUAUUUCAAUCUGGGAAUGGGUUUUACCUUCCGGGUAGUUACCCACACAAGUAUGCUGUUGGUGAUGAGUUGUCGGUGAAGGUGAAUUCUCUGACCUCGAUUGAUACUGAGAUGCCAUUUAGCUAUUACAGUUUACCCUUUUGCACUCCCUUGGGUGGUGUCAAGGAUAGUGCUGAGAAUCUCGGUGAACUCCUCAUGGGGGAUCGGAUCGAGAACUCACCUUACAGGUUCAAGAUGUAUACCAAUGAGUCUGAGGUGUUCUUGUGCAAAGUGGAUAAGCUGUCUGCAGAUCAGUUCAAGCUCUUGAAGGAGAGGAUUGAUGAGAUGUAUCAGGUGAAUUUGAUACUUGAUAAUUUGCCUGCUAUUCGGUUUACGAAGAAGGAGGAGUAUUUUCUGAGAUGGACUGGGUAUCCUGUUGGUAUCAAGAUUCAGGAUGUGUAUUACAUGUUUAACCAUUUGAGGUUUAAUGUUCUUGUCCAUAAGUAUGAGGAGAACAAUGUGGCUCGUGUGAUGGGAACCGGUGAUGCGGCUGAGAUGAUCCCGCCGAUUGGUAAGGAGGGAUCUGACAAGCCUGGUUACAUGGUUGUUGGGUUUGAGGUGGUGCCUUGUAGUAUUAUGCAUAAUGCUAAUACGGUUCAGAGCUUGAAAAUGUAUGAGAAAUACACGUCGCCGAUCAAAUGCGAUCCGACCACCGUGGCAAUGCCGAUUAAAGAAGGUCAACCACUUGUGUUUACUUAUGAGGUCACCUUUGAGGAGAGUGAUAUCAAGUGGCCAUCUAGAUGGGAUGCCUACUUGAAGAUGGAGGGAGCCAAGGUCCAUUGGUUCUCCAUCCUCAAUUCGCUUAUGGUGAUCACUUUUCUUGCUGGUAUUGUUCUUGUUAUCUUCCUGAGAACUGUUAGGAGGGAUCUGACCCGUUAUGAGGAGCUUGAUAAGGAGGCUCAAGCACAGAUGAAUGAAGAGUUAUCUGGUUGGAAGCUUGUUGUGGGAGAUGUUUUCCGCGCCCCGUCGAAUCCUUCUUUGUUGUGUAUAAUGGUUGGGGAUGGAGUUCAGAUUCUUGGGAUGGCUGUCGUGACAAUAUUGUUUGCCGCACUUGGAUUCAUGUCACCUGCCUCUCGCGGAACACUCAUCACAGGUAUGCUGUUUUUCUAUAUGAUCCUCGGUAUUGUUGCUGGCUAUGUUGCAGUUCGGCUAUGGAGGACACUCGGCUGCGGCGAUCACAAGGGAUGGGUUUCAGUUGCUUGGAAGGCUGCUUGUUUCUUUCCUGGGAUUGCCUUUUUGAUCCUGACAUCAUUGAACUUCCUUUUGUGGGGAAGCCACAGCACAGGAGCCAUUCCAUUUUCGCUUUUCGUUGUGCUGAUUUUGCUUUGGUUCUGCAUUUCUGUCCCCCUUACCCUUGUUGGUGGGUACUUUGGAGCUAGAGCACCACACAUUGAGUAUCCAGUUAGGACCAAUCAAAUUCCCCGCGAAGUUCCCCAGCAGCGGUACCCUUCAUGGCUUUUGGUUCUAGGUGCUGGCACCCUUCCAUUUGGUACCCUUUUCAUUGAGCUCUUCUUCAUCAUGUCAAGUAUUUGGAUGGGUCGCGUUUACUAUGUCUUCGGGUUUCUCUUUAUUGUUAUGAUUCUCCUUGUGGUGGUUUGUGCUGAGGUAUCUCUAGUUCUGACCUACAUGCACCUCUGUGUGGAGGAUUGGAGAUGGUGGUGGAAAUCAUUCUUCGCCUCGGGUUCGGUUGCCAUAUACAUCUUUUUGUACUCCAUAAACUAUCUUGUGUUUGAUCUCAAGAAUCUGAGUGGACCUGUUUCUGCAACUCUUUACCUGGGAUACUCACUCUUCAUGGUUCUAGCUAUCAUGUUGGCUACAGGCACAGUUGGGUUCCUGUCUUCAUUCUGGUUCGUUCAUUACUUGUUCUCUUCAGUCAAGUUGGAUUGAAGACUCAAACUAGCUCUGCAGAGAACAGUUUUAUCAGGAGGACCCUUGGAAAUGUUCAAUUUAUGUUACUUUAUGUCUGUUCUUGUUGCUAGAGAAAAUAGAUAAUAAUUUUAUCAAUUUUUGCUUAACUCAUCGUUAGAUAUAAUGUAAUUGCAUUGUGAAGUUUAUGGUGUACUUCAUUUUACAUUUUGUUCA